GUUGUGUAGCUGGUGGUGUUGUGUAGCUGGUGGUGUUGUGUAGCUGGUGUCAGUGUGUGUCUGUAGUCCAGCGAGUUGAAUCUCUUCAGGAAUUCAGUAGUUUAGUUUAUUUUAGUUUCCUCCGGAGAGGAACCGACUAACCGCUGGAACCACUGGAACCGCUGGAACUAGAGUCUCCCGGUGCUGAACCGGAGGAUGUUCCGUUAACGUGGAUCCUCUGAGAGCAGAACCACCGACACAUCCUCUCACUGACCCGGUUCGGUUCAGUUCUGAGCUGCGAGGCGAGCUGAGGAGCUACCUGACUGUUAGAGACAGGUAACACCGGGACACUACCGGGGACACCGGGACACCUCACUGGGACAGCAGCCGGUACCUCCCGGUAACCUCCCGGCCUGGUCACAAUCAGGUGUGGGUGGUGACAUCAGCAGCGCUCUCAGGGACACGCCCCCUACCUCCCAGGAGGAGGAGGAGGAGGAGGAAGAGGAGGAGGUGUGGCUCCAGGGUGAGGCGAGGAGGAUUAGCUCCGCCCCCUCACCAUGACGGACUUGGAGGCUGAUUGUUUGAGUCUCGGCCUGCCCCCCGAGUGCGGCUCCCCUCCGCCGCCUCUGGACGCCACCCUGCAGGCGGACUGCGGCGCGGGGCCCGACUGCCCCACGCCCACGCUCGGCUCGCUGACGGCGGAGAUCGCCGAGCCGCUGGUGAUGCUGCCGUGCGUGAAGAGCGAGCCGGAGGACGGAGACCUGGACCCCAUCCGGACCGUGGACCUGUCGGAGAUCCAGCCGCUGUCCACCGCCGAGCUGGGCCAGGACCAGAUCAAGAUGGAGAUCAGCGGCCUCGACUACAUCAAGUCGGAGCAUCACGGUCACCACGGCGACCACCACCUGGGCCACUUCCACCACGGCGACGUCACAGAGCUGGACUACAAGUCGCACUACGAGCCCAGCUCUGUGUUUGACUACAUCUCCCAGGUGACGGACACUCUGGAGUACAUCAAGUCGGACCACCAUGUGGACCUGCAGUGUUACUACACCGCCGAGCUGAGCUCCCUGAAGUGCGAGUACCCAGAAUCCAACACCAUGUCCACCCACCUGCAGCACAACAGCCUGGAGUCCAUCCACAUGGCUGAGCUCCGCACCGAGCUCAACAAGCUGCGACCCGACCCCCUGCUGAUGGACGGCGUCGGCAAAACUGAGCCCGAGUUCGGAGGGGGGGCGCUGUACGAGCUGCAGCCGGCGGAGGCGGCGGCCGGGCAGGGAGGAGGCGGCGGCGGAGCGACGACCAAAACCCAGAGCCCGACGGUGAGGAAACCUCGCAACAUGCAGGGGGAGAAACCUUUCUCCUGCACGCAGUGCGGCAAGAACUUCAGCACGCUGGGGAACCUGAAAACACACCAGCGCAUCCACACCGGCGAGCGGCCCUACACCUGCUCGCAGUGCGGCAAGAGCUUCGGCCAGGCGGGGAACCUCAAACGACACCAGCUGAUCCACACGGGCCAGAAGCCGUAUGUGUGCGCUCACUGUCCCAAAGGCUUCACCAAGGCCGACGACCUGCGAUCGCACCAGCGGCUGCACACCGGCGAGCGCCCCUUCAUCUGCGUCACCUGUGGGAAGAGCUUCGGCCAAUCGAAAGAGCUGAAGGCUCACCAGCUGAGCCACACGGGCGAGAGGCCGUACUGCUGCCAGCACUGCGGCAAGAGCUUCACCAAGGAGGCCAGCUACCGCAACCACGUCCAGAUCCACACGGGCGAGAAGCCCUUCACCUGCUCGCAGUGCGGCAAGACUUUCAGCAACUCUGGCGUGUUAAAAACCCACGAGAAGAUCCACUCUGGCGAGCGGCCGUUCGGCUGCACGCAGUGCGGGAAGAGCUUCGGCCGCCUCGGACACCUGAAGGCUCACCAGCAGAUCCACACGGGGGAGCGGCCGUUCUCCUGCCCCCACUGUGGGAAGACUUUCAGCCAGUCGGGUCACCUCAAAGCUCACGAGCAGAUCCACAAACGAGAGCGCGGGGAUACGGCGAGCACCAGCAGCUCCUCGUCCUCCUCAUCGUCCUCCAGCAGCAGCGGCGACGGCGGCUGCAGCAGCGUGGGCAGCGACAGCAGCUAAAAGAAACUCAGCACCCUUUAACCUCUCGGAAAAACAAAGUAUUAUUACUCUUUUUUAUAAAUACUAUAUAUAAAGUUUUUUCCUUUUCUUA
Messenger RNA from Sebastes umbrosus (honeycomb rockfish), 2193 nucleotides. RefSeq lists its product as uncharacterized. The coding region runs from base 537 to 2102 and encodes 521 amino acids. Gene Ontology annotation, molecular function: DNA-binding transcription factor activity, RNA polymerase II-specific; RNA polymerase II cis-regulatory region sequence-specific DNA binding. Lineage: Eukaryota; Metazoa; Chordata; Actinopteri; Perciformes; Sebastidae. Gene Ontology annotation, biological process: regulation of transcription by RNA polymerase II. The record is from RefSeq and is a predicted model, not a curated record. The transcript has 3 exons.